Trypanosoma grayi is the source of this 555-nucleotide messenger RNA. RefSeq lists its product as hypothetical. Lineage: Eukaryota; Euglenozoa; Kinetoplastea; Trypanosomatida; Trypanosomatidae. The transcript has a single exon. The record is from RefSeq and is a predicted model, not a curated record. The annotation marks the transcript as partial.
AUGGAUGCGCCGCAACGGUGGAAGAGCACGAGGCCCCCGCCGCGCGUUAUGACUUCACAAGGGGUUUGUUUCAACCAUUCGACUAAGACGGCAUCCCUCAGAGAGAAAACGUUACGGAAAUUAAAGGGCGCCACACCCCCCCGCAAGAUCUCGGUGGGGGAAUUGGAAAGCCUCACGUCGCGCGUGAUGUAUGCAGCGGGGGUUCAGGGGGGUUCGCUUUUUCGGCGUUAUUUCUUUUUUAAAACGGCACGCCGGAGACCGCCGCGACUCAACAGGGGGCCGUUCGGGGCCCAAGAUUUGGCAGCCCAACCCCCCUUUGCGAUGCCGGCCACCCCAUCGCGGCACCAAGGUUCAGCACCCCGUAUUUUGGGGGGAAGCCAGCGCCAGAAACGUUCGCCACUUGGAGAACUUUGCGGCGCCCGGCUUACGGCAUCACAAAGUACAAGGGCCCGCCGCGUCUUGCUGGGACACAGUGUUAUCCUUGUCGGUCUUGGGGCGCGUGUUGCCGCGCCAUCAGCAGUAUCAUCCGCACCAAGUUACUGCUUAGUGGAAAUG